Entamoeba invadens IP1 is the source of this 8064-nucleotide messenger RNA. RefSeq names its product protein serine/threonine kinase, putative. Gene Ontology annotation, biological process: protein phosphorylation. The transcript has a single exon. Gene Ontology annotation, molecular function: ATP binding; protein kinase activity. The coding region runs from base 1 to 8064 and encodes 2687 amino acids. NCBI's taxonomy places the organism in Eukaryota, Evosea, Mastigamoebida, Endamoebidae. The record is from RefSeq and is a predicted model, not a curated record.
AUGCUCUUGUUAGUGUUGUUGGUAACAACAUUUGGCAUGUGGUGCAACGAUAAAGGUAUUGUAAAAUGCUUUGAAAAUAACACACAAUGUAACACUACCAAUUUAAAUGAAGAAGAUGGUAUUCUUUAUAUACAAAAUUUAGAAGAAGUACACAUUGAAUGUCAACAACAAGAAGAUCUUUUUGUGGCAGUUAAAGAGUGUCUUCACGUGUUGUCUGUCUUAUUAAAAAAUUAUAAAAACGAGGUGUUGAAUUACUAUAAUGGGAUCUAUCACUUCCAAAGGAAUACUUUUGAAUUUACUCCAACUCUUAAAACAACAAAAUCCAACACGACUCUUAAAAGUGCAACACCAGACACACUUCAAUGCAAUGGAUAUAACCAAUACUAUUGUUCAAGUUGUGUUACUGGAAGAUCGGACUGUUCUCAAUGCAUCUUGGGUUACUUUUUAACUCAAUGUGGAGAUUGGCCGGUGACUUGUAGAAAAGUACGUGACAACUCAACUUGUAGUUUUGUGUGUGGGAAAAAACAGUGGUACUAUUUGGACGAUAAACUUACUUGUAUGCCACAAAAUUGCCAAACCAUAAAAUCUCAAAGUGGCAUUCUUGUUUGUGGAAAAUGUAAAGCUGGGUUUUCUCAAAAAAACAACUUGUGUUACCCACCACUAAACAACUGUGGAUCUUCCGAUGAUGGUGAAUGUGAACAAUGCAACUCGGGCUAUCAUAUUGUCUACGAUUAUUGUAAUCCAAACAAAGAUGGAUGUGUCAGUUAUAACUAUGGUACAAAAAAAUGUGAUACAUGUAAAGCUGGGUAUUAUAAGGAAAAUGAUGGGUGUACAUCAUGUAACAUGAUAGAGUAUUGUAAUACAUGUAAUUUAAAAACCCGAUGCACAGAGUGUUACGAUGGCUUUGCUCUUAGUAAAUUUACAACAACAAACACAACCUGUAAACGAUGUCCAGACAAUUGUAACACGUGUGCUUUUAACAUAAAUACGAAGAAAACUGACUGCACUCAAUGUAAAGAGAAUUACUAUGUUAGUAACAAGUUAUGUAAUAUUUGUGAUCAAACUUGUGGGGGAAGUUGUGCGGACAAUACUGGUAUUUGCAAGACAUGUUCAAGUGGUUUGAUAUUUAAAAAUCCACUAUCAACAAUAUGUGAACCCUGUCGCAAUUAUGAUCCCAAUUGUGAACAGUGCUCUGGGGUUGAAAGGGCGUGUUUCAAGUGUGAUUUGGGGUAUUACCCAAUCAAUGGAAAAUGUACUCCAUGCCAUGAAACGUGUGUAUUAGGAAAGUGUGAUCCCAAAAAUGGUGCCUGUUCAGAGUGUAAACCUGAUUACACAGUCAUCACAAUUACAAGUCCAUCUUGUCAGAGCUGCACUGAAGCAUUUUCUGGGUGUCAGAAGUGCUCACAAACACUUAGAAAAUGUGAGACCUGUCAAAAUGGUCAAUAUCCAGAUACUUCGAAUGGAUAUGUUUGUGUAAAUUGUGCUUCGACAUGUCCAAAUUGUAAUAGUUCAAAUGGGAAUUGUAUAACAUGUUUAGACAAUUACGUUUUCAAAUCUUCAGAUACAAAGACAUGUGAAAUAUGCAGUUCAUUUGAUAGUAACUGUGUUGCAUGUGCGUCUAAUUAUUCGAGGAUUUGUAUACAAUGCAAAAACAGUGAAUAUUACAUAAGUACAACUGGGAAAUGCGUUCAAUGUGAAGCAACAUGUGCAAGACAGUGUGAUGGUCCGGAUGGGAUAUGUACAACUUGUUCAAGUGGAAACGUCUUCAACGAACCCAAAGAAAAUAAGUGCAUUGCAUGUUCUACAUUUGAUUCAAAUUGUUUAACGUGUGCUUCUGGAGGUGUCAGAGAGUGUGUUAAAUGUAAUACAAACUACUAUCCUUCAACCUACACAUUGAAAUGUAUUCAAUGCAAUUCCACGUGUAGUCAAUGUGAUCAAACAACAGGUCGUUGUACAACAUGUGAUGCAUCAAAAGUAUUCACAUCUCCUCAAUCAGAAGUGUGUGAAAGUUGUCAGACUUUUGAUCCAAAUUGUAAAGAAUGUGUUGCAGGAGGUGAACGGAAGUGUUCGACAUGUAACGUAAAUUAUUACCCAGAUAAGACGAGUGGAAUGUGUGUAUUAUGUGAUAAUACAUGUGUUGAAGGUGGAUGUGAUCCAUCGAGUGGUAUUUGUAAUACUUGCAAAGAGAAUUAUGUGUUUAAAAACCCAAAACAAAUAGAGUGUGAAUCGUGCACUUCUUUUGAACAACAUUGCUCCACGUGCUCACCCGAUUUUAGUAGAAAAUGUGUGAUUUGUAGUGCGGGUUAUUACGUAGAUACUUCGAAUAAUAAAUGUAAACAAUGCGAUUCAACAUGUGGUGGAAAAUGUGAUGGAGUCAGUGGAUAUUGCACGGGUUGUUCAACUGGGUAUGUACCAACGGAACCGACAUCUUUGAUAUGUGAAAGUUGCACAAGUUUUGAUAUCAAAUGUUCGAUAUGUUUAAGUGGUUUUGAAAGGAAGUGUUUCACGUGUAAAACAGGCAAAUACCCAGAUGAAAUUACAUAUAAAUGCAAAGACUGUGAUGAAACGUGUGGUACUUUAUGUGAUGUGUCAAAUGGUUUGUGCAAACAAUGCAAAACAAAUUAUGUCGUCACAGAACCGAUUUCUAAAGUAUGUAUAUCAUGUAGAUCUUUUGAUUCACAUUGUACAACAUGUGCAUCAGAUUUUACUCGAAAAUGUGUAACAUGUGAUAAUAAUUAUUAUCCGGAUGCAUCAGGAAGAUGUGUUCCAUGUUCUUUGGGGUGUUCCACGUGUAAUUCUCAAAACGGGACGUGUCAAAUUUGUGUUCCAAAUCACAUUUUUGAUACAACGGAUCAUACAAAUUGCAGUGAAUGUUCAACACUUUCAAAAUGUGUGACAUGUCCAAUUGAUUUCUCAAGAAAGUGUAUUGCUUGUCAAAGUAACAUGUAUCCAAUAGAUGGAGUGUGUGCCAAUUGUCACACCACAUGUGGAGGAACGUGUAAUACAGAAAAUGGCGAGUGCACUGGAUGCCAAAAUGGGUUUGUAUUUUCAGAUACAAAUCCAUUGGAAUGUGUUGCGUGUCAAACCUUUGACCCGAAGUGUACCACCUGCUCAGAGGACUUUACAAGGACGUGUAAAGUCUGUAAUGUGAAUAAUUAUCCACAACCAAAUGGGAUGUGUGGGGAAUGUGAUACUUCAUGUGGCGGACAAUGUGAUACAUCAAUUGGUAUUUGUACUGGGUGUUCUCCCAAUUUUGUAUUCAAUGAAGUGAAGGGAUUGACAUGUCAAAAUUGCACCUUAUUUGACCCGAAUUGUAAGACGUGUAACACUAAUUAUGAAAGACGCUGUACUGAAUGUCAAAGUGGGUAUUAUUUAGUUGGCGACAAAUGUGUACAAUGUCAUUCAACUUGUGGAGGUAAAUGUGAUCCAACUAAUGGGCGUUGCACUGGGUGCAUAUCAAAUAACGUGUUUUCUGAUGAUCAAAUGACGUGUAUACCAUGUAACCAAUUUAAUAGUGAUUGUACAACAUGUGCCUCCAAUGGAAGUCGACUAUGUGAAACGUGUACAAACAAGAAGUAUGCAUCAAAUGGAAAUUGUGUAGAUUGUUUGGCAUCCUGUAAAGAUUCGAACUGUGAUGGGUCGACUGGAAUUUGUGUGACGUGUGCAAACAACUAUGUGAAUGUGGAAAGCAACAACGGGAGUUGCCAAAAGUGUUCUGAAUUUGAUUCAAAUUGUAAGUUGUGUGCAAGUAAUGCGGACAGGAAGUGUGUUGAGUGCCAAGCCACCUAUUACCCCAAAACAGUUAGUGAUUAUCGAUGUCAAUUGUGUGAUGAGACAUGUGGAGGACUAUGUGAUACACGGAAUGGGUAUUGUAUUGGAUGUUUAUCGAAUCAUGUCCUUUACGAGACAGAAACAUUGACAUGUCAGAGCUGCACUGAUUUUGAUGCACAUUGCACUCAAUGCUCAUCACAAUUUAAAAGAGAAUGCAUGACAUGUAAUACUGGAUAUUACCCGGACCCAAGUACUCAUCGAUGUAUACCUUGUCAUGGUACAUGUGCAACUGAUAUGUGUGACACGACAACUGGAAUUUGUAAACAAUGUAUUGAUAAUUACGUGUUCAGAGAGAUUAAAAGUGUUGAUUGCGUUCAAUGUGACUCUUUCGCGCCGUGGUGUAAGACAUGUGCGUCCAAUUCUUCGAGAAUAUGUGUGGAGUGCAAACCCAGUUAUUACACAAAUCCAUCAACACAGAGAUGUCAAAAAUGUGACACAACAUGUGGAAAUAAUUGCAAUGGGGUUACUGGAUACUGCAUUGGGUGUUUAAAUAACUUUGUAUUGAUCAGUGAGACUUCUUUGACAUGUCAGAAUUGCUCUUUAUUUGAUCCAAAAUGUGUGACAUGUUCAAAGACGUUCCAAAGAGAAUGUGUCACGUGUACCACUGGCUAUUACCCAAACGAAAACACCAAAAUCUGCAAGAGUUGUGGCUCCAAUUGUAAUUCUCUGUGUAACACGGAAAGUGGCGUGUGUUAUGGAUGUCUUACAAAUCACGUUUUUGAAAAUGCGACACAGAUGAAUUGCAUUCCGUGUAAAACGUUUGACAUUCAUUGUUUGACAUGUUAUGAAGACUAUUCGCAGAAGUGUAAAAUAUGUGAUGUUGGGUUUUACCCCAAUGAACAAUUUCGAUGUGUACCAUGUUCAACAAUACAAAUCAAUUGUAAUUCGUGUAAUCAAACACAAAAGGAGUGUUUGCGGUGUAAAGAUCCGUAUUAUUUGAGUUCACCAUUGGAAUGUAAUAGUUGCCCGACUGGAUUUUUCAAGUCGAGUGAAAGUGGGUGUGGCGAUUGUAAUGAGAAAAUCACCAAUUGCAAACAGUGUGGAACUGUCAGUGUUGGCAACGCAAGGUGCUCUUUUUGUUAUUCUCCGUAUGUGCCAAAUGUUGCAGGAAAUUGCAUCCUAUGCAGUGAUAGGACUUUUUAUACAUAUACAAAAGAACUAACGAGAGAGGUUGGGAGCUGUCAGGCUAAUACAAUACAAAACUGUGUAAAACAAAUGAACUCAACGACAUGUGUUUUAUGUGAACACCCGGCUUUCCUUUCGGAAGGAAAUUGUGUCACAACGAAGAACUGUUUGAGUCCGUCGACAGUGGUACAAACGUCAUGUGACUGUUCGGAACAGAUUUCAAUUAAUUCUGAUUGUGUUGCAGUGGGGAGUGGCUGUAAAUAUCAAAAUUCGACGAAAGGGAAGAACUACUGCGUUCAAUGUAAUAACAAUUAUCGAAUGAAUACACAGAAAGAGUGUGUUAAAAGUAAUGAAUUAACUGUUUUAAAUGAUGUGAAUUAUCAAUGUAGAGAUGGUCAAUAUUUAGAUCGUAAUAAUAUGUGUCAAGACUGUGACGCGACUUCAAGUAUAUGUUUACAAGGAAAAGAAAAGGUGGAGGCUUUAAAGUGUUCUUCUCGAUAUGUAUUAAAUACUGAAAGAAACGAAUGUGCUUCGGACUCAGCUUGUGCGAGUGUAUCAACUGAUUUUUGUGAGAGAUGUCAAGAAGAAUCGUAUGAGUUAAAUGAAGGGAAGUGUGUGAAGUGUUCGACAUUAAACUGUAAGUAUUGUGUUGGGAACAAGUGUUUGAAGUGUGUUGAAAACACAUUAUUGUAUGAGGACAAUCGCUGUAUAUCAAAAGAAGAGGUGAAUUGUGUCAAAUCGAAUUCAUUUGGAUGUGUGCAGUGUAAAGAUCAGUUCUACACCUUUGCAGAGAAAAACAAAGAAAACAAGUUUGACUAUUGUCUUCCCAUUUCAACGACUUUAUUCAGCAAUUGUAAACGAAUUCGUUUUACUACAACACCAGAAGACGGCAAAUGUAUUGAGUGCUUAGAGUCAUACAAAUUAAAGGAAGGGAAGUGUGCUGAAUUUUAUGAAGAAAAAGAUGAGAAUUUGACAUUAAAAAUGAUGUCAGAAAUGCAUUUUAUUCAAGAUAAUACAAAUAAUAAAUAUGACCCAAUGAAAGGAAUAGAAAUGCAAGAAGUGAACACCACUUCUGAAAUCAAAUGUGAGAGUCGAACGAACAAAGGGUGUCAACGAUGUUCUGAUGGGUAUUACUAUAAUAACUUAACUUCUGAGUGUAACAAAUGUGAUGAUUUAUGUGAAACGUGUUAUAAUACGACAUACUGCUUAUCAUGCACAUCAACUUCUUUCCUCGAUUCUACAAUGGUCUGUAAAUCACUUGGUAAUUUAAUUUCGACUUGUCAAACUCCUCUUCCGACGGGAGGUGGAUGUGCAAUAUGUAAAGAUGAAUAUUUUAAAGUAGAAAAGGAUUGUUUGAAAUGUGACAUGUCUUGUGCGAAAUGCAGUUCUAUUGAGUCGUGUUUGGAGUGUGCGGAUGGGUAUUUCAAAUUUAGUGGAGAUUCGAAGGGAUUGUGUCGACAUAAUACAACUCUUUUAAAUUGUUCCAAAGUUGUGUUUGAUGGGUGUGACACAUGUGAUGAUGGAUAUUUUGUGACAGUGGAUAAGCACUGUCAGAAAUGCCCAGAAAACUGUCAGUUGUGUGAGUCCCAAGAAACGUGCACAUUGUGUUUACCCACCGACUAUGUUCUUGUCAACUCUAUGUGCCAGUUUUAUUCUUCAGUUGAAAAUUGUGAAGAGGCGAAAGAUUCUAAAUGUACUCGAUGUAAAGGGUCACAUGAACCUUCCACAGAAGGUGAUUUGUGUGUCCACGUCGUUAAUUUAGGUGUUGCCAUUGGCGUUCCUCUUUCGCUGAUAUUUAUUAUAUUAGUAGUGAUUGCCACGAUCAUAAUAGUAGUUUAUUUAUUGAUGAUGAAAAAGAAGGAGAAAGUGCAAUUACAGAACAUCUGUGUCUUUGAGAUGUCCCGUUCUAAUAUCCCGAUGAGUUCAUUAAAUAAAGUGAUGUGCAGCAAUAAAAAUGUCAUUCAUUUUGAUUUAGAAGACGACGGACCGAUUCCAGUUGAUGCAGAAAGUCGGGAUUUGAUAUGUAUUGGGAACACAUCAAAACAUAAUAUGAAGGUGCAAUUUAGUGUAUUAGAUGGGUGUGACUAUUACGAAAUUCGAACAGUGCCUUCCCUUAUUUCAUUAAAGAAAGGAGAAGCGUGUGAGUUUGAGAUAUUUAUCAAGCCAUUGUGUUCGUGUGAGUUUGAAGAAUAUAUAAUGGUGAUUGGACUUGAUAUUAAGACUGGAGUGCAAUAUAAUGAAAAGAUUCGAAUAGAGAAAAAGACUGAGAAUUCGACGAAAUUGAAUUACAGAGAAAUUGAAGAACACAAGAAAAUAGGAGAAGGAUCUUUUGGAGUUGUUUUUAAAGGCGUUUUUCGAGGGAAAACUGUUGCGAUUAAAAAGAUGAAAAUAUCGAAUACGACGAAACAGCAAAUUGACGAGUUUGAGAAGGAAGUGUCGAUGUUAGAUAAGUUCAGGAAUGACUAUAUUAUUCACUUCUAUGGUGCUUGCUUUAUCCCUAGUCAUAUUGAGAUGGUGACCGAAUUUGCACAAUAUGGGAGUUUAGCGGAUAUGGUGUUAGAAGGGAAGAAAGAGAGUUCAGAGGUGUCACUGAAGAUCAAAAUUAAGAUGAUGACGGACGCUGCGAAGGGGAUUCAAUAUUUACAUGAGAAUGGGAUCUUACACAGAGAUAUUAAACCGGACAAUUUACUUGUUAUUUCGUUGGAAGAGAAUGUGAAGGCAAAUGCAAAAUUGACUGAUUUUGGAUCAAGUCGAAAUAUUAAUAUGCUGAUGACUAAUAUGACCUUCACGAAAGGAGUUGGAACACCAAAGUAUAUGGCUCCAGAGGUAUUAAAUAAGGAGAAGUACAAAACAUCAAGUGACGUCUUCUCAUUGGCAAUUACUAUGUAUGAGACACUCAUUUGGGGAGAAGCUUACCCGAAGAAAGAAUUCAAAUACGCGUGGGCGAUAGCAGAUUUUAUUACAAGCGGGAAAAGAAGAGAACGAACGGAACAGAUCAGAGAGGAGGAAUACCAAAUUCUUAGCAAAAUGUGGAAACAAAAACAAGAGGAAAGACCGACUAUAGAUAAUGUCAUACAAAGUCUUGAAGAUGUAAUUCAAAAACUCUGA